CUUAAUAUAUAAAAUAACUUUAGUAAGCGACCCGAAAUACUACAUUGUGUUUUAUGUUUUGUUAAGUUAAGAAGCAAACAUUGAAUGCGCAAAGUGAAGACGGAUUAAUGGAUGGUUGUUAAAUUAGAAAAUAAAAAUAAAACAUUUGCAUAAUAUAUUUUAUGUAAACAUGACUGUGACUUAGAUGAAAUUUGACCUUGAUUCGAGUGUUAUUAUUUCUUAUAUAAAUAGAGAUGGUACAUCGAAAGUAAUUGGAUAAAUGUCGCCUUCGAUAUUACGUUUCGUUGCCUGUAGCAAUACUCAAGAUGGGAAAUUACUUGUGCAGAUAUCGACCAGAAUCGCAUGAAGAGGUUGACCAGAUAUACAUAACUCCUGCAGGAGCUCAAAAUCCAGCACCAAAUCCGGCACCGUGUAAGGGACGGACGUUCGGACGAAGCAGCCACGUGUAUUACAACAAUGCCUGCACUAAACAACCAAUAUAUGAAAAUGCAGGUGUCAUGGAUCCUAGGUUUUCUACAGAGCGACUGCAUUCAACACUUAAUAAUACCCAAGCGAACAAUUGGACGGAUGAACAGUCUUUGGAAACGGAUCCUUAUAUUUCCUUGAACGAAGUCCGUGAACAAGACUUAACGAAUGACGAAGACAGCACGCGCGUUAAGAGUCCUGCUGGUCGACUUGAUGAAGACAGUUUGACAGAACAUUCUUUAGACGCCACUCAUUUGAAACAGCCUGCAUCUCAUCGCUCGAGCAAACGAUCCUCUAGUACAUAUGACUCCGGUCGAGGGAGUGGCAGCAAAAAGCGAUCAAUCAAGCGAUGGCUAGAGGCAACACCGCGACAGCACAUCGAGCAUAUGGUCAACACUUACAGGCCACAUAUCACACAAACAAUAUCCGUAAAGGAGAUGCUCGUACAUGUAGAGACCGCUAUGAGCAAACAUGGAUAUAGCACUCUCGAGGCAUUGUUGGACAAGAAGCCAGAAACAGAAUUAGCUGAAAUGCUUCUCGAGUCGAUCGAGGUGUCGAAUGAGCCAGGGAAAUGGCAGACAUUUAUCAACGCAUUAGAGAAAUUGGAAUACGGACCUUUGCUCAAACUCCUCCGGUGUGAAUGGGAAGAUGAUCAGACAGACAGACGGGAGCUGCUUAAAAUACUAUCACCGGGCUUGUUGAACAAUAUCCAUCUUAGUGAAUGCAUUGAUCAGCUGUACUCAAGAGGUAUUAUCAAUGAGGAGGACAAACAACAAAUAGAGUGCAUGGAGAAAAUGCACGGCACCAUCGCAGGAACGCGAAAGAUGUUUCAACUAUUUCCUCGGCGGUCAGUAAACUGGACUACAGAGCUCGCCCAUAUACUGAAAGCACAUGGUCUUGGGGACUAUGCGAGCUUUUUCAUAGAAGAAAAUGACGAUUUAGAAUCAGAAUCUCACAGCACGAGUGCAUCACCCAGAGUUCCAGCGCGUAUUCGUCAACUGACGCCAGCAGCGCACCCUGAUGUCGACCCGCAUCUUCACCGAGGUGGACAUGGUCGCAUUAUUGCGAGAAUUGAAACACUAUUGAGAGAGUUUGAAUACGACAACAAGAGGCAACGUUUGGAGUUCAAAACAAUGUUGGAAGAGUGCAAUAGUAAAGUCGAUCAGCUUAAAGACGUCGUGUGUAGACAAAGUGCUAAACUUGAAGAUUUAAACGGCAACGAAGAAAGAAAAUAUCAGAUAAUUGAAACCAUGUCAGAGAAGGUUGAGCACUUAUCUAGCCUUAUCCAAACCAUGCAUUCGUACACUGGUCUACCACCCACUAGGUGUGGUCCUGCCCCCAUAGACAGCGGUUUGGGCUCAGAGAAUGAAGUCACGGACUGUGACUGUGAUGACAGUUUAUUGUCAACGCAUUUCUGAAUUCAAUCUUCGCCAUGGUACCCUAUUACGAUCGAAAAAUCAGUGUUUCUUUUGACCUGAACGAUUGCAAGUGUUAGCAAAAAUACUGUUUUGAUGCGCAGUGGUAUCUCUUUACAACGUCAUGUUCACUUGGUCAAGUGUAAAGAUUUCUUGUUUCAUAAUUUCUGCACAAUUCUGAACGCGGAAAUAUUCCAGUUUUUUUUCGUAUCAUGAGAAAUGAUAAAGGAGCGCGUUGUAUCCAUGCCUUUUUCAUAGAAGGGAUUGAAUACAAAAUAAUAAUUGUUAGAAAAUAUUUGGAGAGUAACGGUAUAUAGAUUUUUCAGGUUCUACUGCUUAUCGAUGAAAGAUCUUGAAAAAUAAUCGUCCUCAUAUUGGUCGUAGUGUUUCAUCAGGGGAACCGUUAUAACUACACCGUGUCUCGUGUCAAUAAGUGGACUAAAAUGAUUUGCAAAUGGUUUUAAAGCUGGAUGAAUACCACAGCGUCAAUCGUCUCAAAAGACUAAGUCGUGAAGGGUCAAGUUGUUGCCCUUUCAGUGAAAUUACGUUAUAUUAACGAUUAUACAAUCGAGCACAUUCCACUUUCAAAGUCGUAACGUUUCAGAUCUCUUACUUCAUAAUUUAGCCGAAUAACUUCAUCACAAAAGUCGAACAUCUCCACAAAAUCAGCCACUACGACGUUCAUCUCACCGUGGCGAAUGUCUUUGUUUCUUACCCAGUUCACAAUCGCCUUCGUCGCAGGUUUCGACAACUUGUCCUUCAAAGUUCCGUCGAGAUUAUUUGCCAGGUAAUCGUUGGUAAUCGUCAUCACACCGUCCCAGCAGUAGAAGAGAUGCGGCGGCCGCCCGUGCUCGUAGCGCGUGUUAAGGCAAGAGACCAUGUCACGUGUCGUCUGCGCGCAGGGAUGCACGUAUCCGAUAUGUUCGUUUGGCCAGAUGCAGAUAUGCUCAAAUAUACACUGAAAAGAGAGUUGUUGGAGAAUAUUGGGCAGCUGUUACAUUGAUAAAAUAUUUCAAAUAUAGAUUCCUAAUUAAAUUCAGAUGAGUAACAUGGGGUUACUCGUUUGAUCGAUUGUAAAUGUCGUUACUUUUAUUAUAGUAAUACACACUAUAUUGUGUCUAAAGAUUGUAUAUUUGCUAAAAAGACAUGCAUGAAGUUGCAUAAUUUUUGUAUUAGUAUUUUUAUUUUUAUUAUAUUUUGCUUUUGUAAUUAUUUUAAGGCUGACUGCAGUAUGCUAGACAUAGUUGAGGGAUAUUUACAUACUGUGUUUUUGAAGACCAAAUUGUAAAAAAGAAAUGUUAUUUCUUAAUGUGUUAUCUUCGUAAAAUAAAGUUAUUAUUAUUAUUA
This is a messenger RNA of Dreissena polymorpha, 3227 nucleotides long. RefSeq lists its product as uncharacterized. The record is from RefSeq and is a predicted model, not a curated record. The transcript is spliced from 9 exons. Bases 306 to 1883 code for a protein of 525 amino acids. NCBI's taxonomy places the organism in Eukaryota, Metazoa, Mollusca, Bivalvia, Myida, Dreissenidae.